Raphanus sativus (radish) is the source of this 1797-nucleotide messenger RNA. Its product is annotated as protein EMSY-LIKE 3. Bases 386 to 1549 code for a protein of 387 amino acids. Gene Ontology annotation, biological process: defense response to fungus. The record is from RefSeq and is a predicted model, not a curated record. Gene Ontology annotation, cellular component: nucleus. Lineage: Eukaryota; Viridiplantae; Streptophyta; Magnoliopsida; Brassicales; Brassicaceae. The transcript is spliced from 10 exons.
UGCCGUCGUUUUGCAAAACUCAAACCAAACCUAUCGACUGGGAAAAGAAAAAAUUAGGGCAAGACAUUGCCGGUUUCACGUCCGCGCGGCUCAUAGAUUUCUCGGAAAAUCCUUGACGUUUUGUCCAGUAAUCUUGAAUUCCGCGGCGCAUUAAUCAACAAAUUGAAUUUUGGGCGGUGAGAAAGUUUCUUACUUGAAAUCGGGCUUGUUCCUGAUGUUUCUCUCAAAUCUAUGAUCUUUCGGGAAGUUUUGGUUGAUGCGAAGUUUUAUCUAAAUAGCACCCACGAAAAAAGCUCGUGCUCUCUGGUGUAACUAGACAGCUCUCUCAUACCACGUUUUGAUUCUUUUAGCUUCCCUGUGAAGCAUCAUCGGGGAAAGGACACUAAUGGAUUACCGACCUUCUGAUAGUAGUGGUACUGAUGAUGACCUACCUCCAUCACAUCAAAAUAGAUAUCAAAGGAGCGGGAGACCUGCCGGUAAUGGCAGGCCUUCGGUUAUGAAUUCUACUCCUUUGUCAAGGGUGCACAGUAGUGACAUGGAAACUCAAAUUCAUCUCAUCGAGCAAGAAGCGUAUAGCUCAAUACUCCGUGCAUUUAAAGCCCAGUCUGAUGCUAUCACUUGGGAGAAAGAAAGUUUGAUCACUGAACUCAGAAAAGAACUUCGGGUGUCUGAUGAGGAACACAGAGAGCUCUUAUCAAGGGUCAAUGCUGAUGAAAUGAUCAGGCGGAUAAGUGUUGUUCCUCAGAUGGUUCACGAUAACGCUCCUAGUCCAGCCGUUUCAGGAUCACGUAAGAAGCAAAAGACAUCACAAUCAAUAGCCUCAAUGGGCCCGCCAUCUCCUGCUAUGCACCCAUCUUCUUCUUCUUCUGCGCUAAGAAGGGGAGGUCCUCCUCCACCUGGUCCAAAGACCAAGAAGCCAAAGACAGUCCCAGCUACAGGGAUUGCUGGGAGGCCUCAGGCUGGUGGCACAUUUACAAAUGAACCAGGUGAAUCGUAUGACCCGUUGAUUGGAAAGAAGGUAUGGACAAAGUGGCCUGAGGACAACCAUUUCUAUGAAGCUGUUAUUACCGACUACAACCCUGUGGAGGGGCGGCAUGCUUUAGUAUAUGACAUUAGCACUCCUAAUGAAACUUGGGAAUGGGUAAAUCUUAAAGAGAUAUCUCCGGGAGAUAUCAGAUGGGAAGGUGAGGACUCUGGGGUUUCUCGCAAAGGAGGACAUCCUGGGCAAGGCCGUGGAAGUAGUACAAAGGCCAUGAUGCCUCGUGGUGGUCCUACAAGCAACAACGCCGGUGGUGGUAGAGGUAGGGGAAACAUGAAGAUACAGCCACACAAGGCACAGAAUGGCAUCGGGAAGAAAGCUUUAGGCGAUAUUGAAAUACUCCACACUGAUACACUAAUAAAUGAGAUAGAAAAAGUUUUUGGAUCAGUUAACCCAAAUCCAGCAGAGGUAGAGAAAGCAAUGAGAGUGCUAAGAGAUCAUGAGCAAGCUCUUGUGGAUGCAAUUGCAAAGCUUGGAGAACUAUCAGACGGAGAAAGUGGUAAUAUUUGAUAGGGUUCCUCUAACUCUCCUCAGAUGGAGUUUGGCUAAAAGGUGUAGAUGGACUGGUGGCAGUGUGAAUCGAUGAUGAAGAAACUUGUAUGGAUUAAGCAAACUGUAUUUUUUUAGGGAGAAGAUCUUUAAUGACCUUUGUGUGCCACAUUACUCCAGUAAGAUUAGGGGUCUUGAGCAUUGUAAUAUCCACCAGAUUGCAUAUAAAUGUUUAAGCUUGGAUAAAUUGUUAGUUUUUGAAUUAGAAA